AUGGCCAACGCCGCCGCCGCGGCCGUCCGCGCGGCCGCGACCGACGUGGCUCGCAGCGUCCAUGAGACUGAUUGGACGACAGAGCUCGCCGGUUUCUCUGAGGAGGUGUCGCAGGACGCGGAGCGCGUGGGCACAGAGGUUGGCGGCGCAGUGACCGAGCUCGGCCAUCGGGCCAAGGAAGCCGCAGAGGCGGCCACAGAAGCUGUCAAGCAGCUGCCCGGCCAGCUCGAUCGCCUGGAGGCAGCGGCGCUCGCGGGCGAUGCGGGUGAGAAGGCAGGGCCCACCGGCGGCGGCGGCGCGGCGGCGCCUGCGGAGACUGGCGGCGGGGAGGGCGACAGCAGUGGCGGGGAGGGCGGCGGCGGCGGCGGCACCGUAGGCCUGGGGCUGCCUCUGCCGAUCGAUUUGGGCGGCGUCGGCGCCUCGAUAUCCCAGCUCGGGCUGAGCCUGUUCUCUGGCGUCACUCGGGUGGUAGACCAGAUGACUGAUAUCGUCGAGGGGGAGCUGACGGCGGUGGUGGAAGAUGCCCAAAGAGGGACGAUCGACGGCAUCAGCAUCGAUGGCCCAAAGCAGAAAGGCCGCAGCGACGGCACGGGCAACGCCGCCAGGAGCGCGGGCAGCAGGAGCGCCGGCAGCCUGCGGCGCGGCGCGGCGGCGGGGUCGAAAUCGAAAUUUGAUUCUGAGGUCGCCGCGAUGCAGCGGGACAGCAGCACGUACUGCGACGAGCCGCCCGACGCCGCCGACUACGCCGCGUGGCGCGGCGCGUCGUUCGACCUCGCGGCGCACGAGCCGCGUAUCGCCGCCCUGCUGGCGGCCAACGCCCUGGUUAGGGAGCUGGAAGAGCGGCUGGUGCCCCUGCUGGUUGAGAGGGACGAGUUCUGGUCGCGCUACUUUUACAGGCUACAAAAGCUGGAGCAACGGGAGGCGGAGAGGCGCCAGCAGGCAGCGGAGGGAGACGAGCAGGCGCUUCCUGUCGCUGCUGCAGGAGACACCCCCCCAGCCGCAGCUGGCGCGGGGACCUCUGCCAGGGCGGCGGCCGCCUCUGCAAGUGCGGCUGCAGAGUUUGAACUGAUCGCCGCUGCUGUGGUUGGCGCAGGUGCCGCAGCGGCUCCUGAGGACGAGCGUCAGGCGCAGGGCGGCUCACAGGAGCAGCAGCAGCAGCAACAGCAGGAGCAGCAGCAACAGCAGCAACAGCAGCAAGAGCAGCAACAGCAGCAACAGCAGCAACAGCAGCAACAGCAGCAACAGCAGGAGCAGCAGGUGGAAGGGCGAGACGAUGGCCAGGAGCUGGACGGCGCGGCGGACGGCAACGGCGAUGCCGCCAGCAGCGCCGCGGUUGCAGAGGGACGUGCGCCAGCGCAGCACGCGCCCGCGCCCUCGCCCGCCGCGGAGGCGCCCGCAGGGACAGCAGGGGCGCGGGCAGAGGAGGAGCCGGCGGUUGCUGGGGCGUCAGGGGGCGCGGAUGCAG
Molecule: messenger RNA, 1465 nt
Organism: Monoraphidium neglectum
Lineage: Eukaryota; Viridiplantae; Chlorophyta; Chlorophyceae; Sphaeropleales; Selenastraceae
Exons: 4
Cellular component (GO): cytoplasm
Source: RefSeq, a predicted model, not a curated record